Abrus precatorius (Indian licorice) is the source of this 2559-nucleotide messenger RNA. Its product is annotated as putative pentatricopeptide repeat-containing protein At5g13230, mitochondrial. NCBI's taxonomy places the organism in Eukaryota, Viridiplantae, Streptophyta, Magnoliopsida, Fabales, Fabaceae. The record is from RefSeq and is a predicted model, not a curated record. Gene Ontology annotation, molecular function: zinc ion binding; protein binding; RNA binding. Gene Ontology annotation, biological process: RNA modification. The transcript has 2 exons. The coding region runs from base 82 to 2526 and encodes 814 amino acids.
GUGUCUCUUGUGCUUUUGCGGGGCUGAAAUGGUAGAAGAAUAAAGGGUGAGGGAGUAGCAUGAGUUGCUAGAGAUGAUCACAUGAUCAGGUCAUUGGGUGACAGAAGGGUAUUGGGGGUAUUAGCGGCACAUGGCAAGACCACGCCAUGCAAUCACCAUCGCCAAUACCAUUCCCACGCUACGUUGGAUUCCCAUUCCUACGCCAGCAUGCUUCAACAAGCCAUUCAAAAAUGCGACCCAAACUCAGCCAAGACCCUUCACUGCCACAUUCUGAAGCGAGGAGGCGCUUCUCUCGACUUGUUCGCCCAAAACAUUCUUCUCAACACCUACGUCCAUUUCGACUCUCUACACGACGCUUCCAAACUGUUCGACGAAAUGCCUCUCACUAACACCGUCUCUUUCGUCACCUUGGCUCAGGGCUUCUCUCGUUCCCACCAAUUCGAUCAUGCCCUUCACUUCCUUCUCAGGUUGUUUAGAGAAGGACAUGAGGUGAAUUCGUUUGUUUUUACGACUCUUCUCAAGUUGCUGGUGAGCAUGGAUUUGGCUGACACGUGUUGGAGUGUGCAUGCGUGUGCUUAUAAACUUGGUCAUCACUCCGAUGCGUAUGUUGGCACUGCGCUUAUAGAUGCCUACUCCGUUGGUGGAAAUGUUGAUGCUGCACGUCGAGUGUUCGAUGGCAUUUAUUGUAAGGACAUGGUAUCUUGGACUGGGAUGGUGGGUUGCUAUGCUGAGAAUUCUUUCCAUGAGGACGCGUUGCUACUUUUCUGCCAGAUGAGGAUUAUUGGGUAUACACCAAACAAUUUUACCAUUUCUGCUGCGCUUAAGUCCUGUCUUGGUCUGGAAGCAUUUGAGCUUGGGAAAGUUGUUCAUGGAUGUGCUUUGAAAGCUUGUUAUGAUAGGGAUCUUUAUGUUGGCACUGCACUGCUUGAAUUGUACUAUAAGUCUGGAGAGAUUGUUGAUGUGCAGCGGUUUUUUGAGGAAAUGCCAAAAGAUGAUCUUAUUCUUUGGAGUCUGAUGAUAUCACGGUAUGCUCAGAGUGACAAAAGUAAGGAGGCUUUAGAGUUGUUUUGUCGUAUGAGGCAAUCAUCUGUUGUCCCUAAUAGUUUUACAUUUGCUAGUGUGUUGCAAGCUUGUGCAUCUAUGGUUUCGCUGAAUUUCGGAAAGCAAGUUCAAUCUUAUGUACUGAAAGUUGGUCUUGACUCAAAUGUGUUUGUGUCAAAUGCCCUCAUGGAUGUUUAUGCCAAGUGUGGUGAAAUUGAGAACUCCAUGAAAUUAUUCAGGGAAUUGGAAGAGAAAAAUGUGGUUUCUUGGAACACUGUAAUUGUUGGUUAUGUUCAGUUAGGGUACAGGGAGAAAGCAAUGAAUCUAUUUUCAAGUAUGCUUGAAUAUGACAUAGAGCCAACUGAAGUUACAUACUCGAGUGUCCUCUGUGCCAGUGCCAGUUUAGCAGUAUUAGAGCUUGGACGUCAAAUUCAUUCCUUAACUGUGAAAACCAUGUAUAACAAGGACAUUCCAGUUGCCAAUUCUUUGAUAGAUAUGUAUGCUAAAUGUGGAAGAAUUGAUGAUGCCCGAUUAAUAUUUGAUAAGAUGGACAAACAAGAUGACGUUUCAUGGAAUGCUAUAAUCUGUGGAUAUUCUAUGCAUGGCCUGGGCAUGGAGGCUCUAAAUUUGUUUGACAUGAUGCAACAGACUGAUUGUAAACCUAAUAAACUUACUUUUGUUGGUGUUCUGUCCGCAUGUAGCAAUGCAGGAUUGUUAGACAAAGGACGAGCUCACUUUAAGUCAAUGUUACAGGAUUAUGGCAUUGAACCAUGUAUAGAACACUAUACUUGCAUCGUUUGGCUUCUUGGAAGAUCAGGCCAAUUUGAUGAAGCAGUGAAGCUCAUUGGAGAAAUUCCAAUUCAGCCUAGUGUUAUGGUGUGGCGUGCAUUACUUGGUGCUUGUGUUAUCCAUAAGAACCUUGAUCUAGGUAGAGUUUGUGCCCAUCAUGUACUUGAGAUGGAGCCCCAUGAUGAUGCAACCCAUGUACUUCUGUCAAACAUGUAUGCCACUGCAGGGAGAUGGGACAGCGUUGCUUCUGUUAGGAAAAACAUGCAAAAGAAAAGAGUGAAGAAGGAACCAGGCUUAAGCUGGGUUGAGAACCAAGGUGUGGUUCACUAUUUUAGAGUGGGAGACACUUCUCAUUCUGACAUUAAACUAAUAUGCGCAAUGCUUGAAUGGUUAAAUAAAAAAACCAGGGAUGCAGGAUAUGUUCCGGAUUGCAAUGUUGUUUUGCUUAAUGUGGAGGAUGAUGAAAAGGAACGUCUCUUGUGGCUGCACAGUGAAAGACUAGCACUGGCUUUUGGACUGAUUCAAAUUCCACCUCCGUGUUCUAUUCGUAUCAUUAAAAAUCUUCGUAUUUGUGUAGAUUGUCAUACUGUUAUAAAGUUGAUAUCAAAAGUUGUGCAUAGAGAAAUUAUUAUCAGAGAUAUAAAUCGGUUUCAUCAUUUUCGGCACGGGAUUUGCUCCUGCGGUGACUAUUGGUAAUUUACAUAGUAAAUUAGGAUAUAACUUUUUGUA